Messenger RNA from Nerophis lumbriciformis (worm pipefish), 5426 nucleotides. It is a transcript of the gene b3gnt9, whose product is annotated as UDP-GlcNAc:betaGal beta-1,3-N-acetylglucosaminyltransferase 9. Gene Ontology annotation, molecular function: hexosyltransferase activity; UDP-glycosyltransferase activity. Lineage: Eukaryota; Metazoa; Chordata; Actinopteri; Syngnathiformes; Syngnathidae. Gene Ontology annotation, cellular component: Golgi membrane. Gene Ontology annotation, biological process: poly-N-acetyllactosamine biosynthetic process; protein O-linked glycosylation. The record is from RefSeq and is a predicted model, not a curated record.
GGCACCACGGGCACUGGUGUUCAGACAGAUGUUUCCAGUUUGUCUACUUUCCUCCUCUUCUUUGGAUGCCUCUGCUGGCUACAUAUGAUGGUUACUUUCUAGCCUUGCUGCAAAUAAAGCUAAGAUGAGUUUGACAGCAAAACCGGCAAAGUCUUCCAAGCGGAGAUGCUCCAGAGAUUUCUUACCACCGUAAUAUUGUUCAAUACUGCACUGAAGCCAGAAGAUGGUUAUGAUGAUGCUGAUGAGGAGGAGGAGGUCUUGCCAGGUGAAAGGGGAUGUGAUGUGCACGAUUCUGCUGCUAGUGCUCUUCUGCCUGUUGUUCUAUGUGCGACAGGUCCUUCUGUCCUCUAACUCGGACAAGCCUGCAUGGAAGUUGGAGAUCAUUCGUCCCACCAGCUCAAGUCGGAACCUGCUGGGAACCAACACCGCCAAAGUGGCCAAGAAGUCUCCAAGGUCCCCAGUCAGCCACUCUGAGCCUCAAAUCCUGCUCUCAGAGCGCAAGUCCAAGAAACCCCAGGCCAAGUCCAAAGCCGAGUCCAAAUCCCCCAAAAAAUCCAAGUCGCGACAGAAGAAAGCAAAGCCGACCAAGCAGACCAAUGUCCCUCUGCCCACGAUGCCGCCGUUUGACUUUGAGGGAUACCUAAGAGCGAAGGACAACCGCAACUUCAAGCUGCUGAUCAAUCAACCUGAGAAAUGUCAGAUGGGAGGAUGGGAACAAGCUGGAGGGAGUCACAUGAGCGACCUCUACAUGCUCAUCGCCGUGAAAUCCAUUGCUGCAGAUUUUGAUAAACGGCAGGUGGUGCGUAGGACGUGGGGUAAAGAGGACAGCUCGAUCCGUACCGUCUUUUUGCUGGGGGUCCCCAGGAACCGCAGCGCCUUGCCUCUGUGGGAUCAGCUGCUGACCUAUGAGAGUCAGACCUUCAAAGAUAUCCUCCUGUGGGACUUUGAGGACACCUUCUUCAACCUGACACUGAAGGAAACCCACUUUCUAGAAUGGGUCAAUAGCACCUGUCCACAUGUCAGGUUCAUCUUCAAGGGUGACGCGGAUGUGUACGUGAACAUAGAAAACAUCCUGGAGCUGCUCCAAAGCCAAAAGUCAGACCAUGAUCUGUUUAUCGGGGAUAUUAUCGUCAAUGCGAAACCCAUUCGUCGCCGCACUUCAAAGUACUUUGUCCCAGAGUUUGUCUAUGGAGCUGCUUUGUACCCGUCUUACGCCGGGGGAGGAGGCUUUGUCAUGUCGGGCUACACCGCACGCCGUCUCAGUUCCGCCUGCCAGCGAGUGGAGCUAUUCCCCAUCGACGACGUGUUUCUGGGAAUGUGCCUCCAGCUGAUCGGCAUCAAACCGUCACGCCACCAAGGUUUUCGAACCUUUGGGAUUCCCCGUCCGUCCGCCGCACCCCACCUCCAGACAUUCGACCCGUGUUUCUACAGGGAGCUCAUGGUGGUCCACAGCCUCAGCGUGCCCCAGAUAUGGCUGAUGUGGAACCUUCUGCACGACCCCAAACUAAGCUGCCACAACAGAACCAGACCGACAUCCGGACCCUUCAGGUGGAGGGUAGAAGAACGAGAGAGUGAUUAUGGCGAGGAGCGGAUGUUUGUCUCGCAUGAUUAACUCACUGUCCGCUUAGAAGAGGAGGAGAAAAAAGGCUGCUUUUGCAAAGCACAGGUGGGUCACAUGACACCUUGGCCAAGUUAGCGGAUUAUGUGAAGUGGAAAUUUUUUUUUUUCCAUUAACGAGGAACAUUUUCUGCCAGGGCCAAGGUGUUUAUGAGAUGUUGCCUCAUAGUCAUGUGGUUGACAUAAAACACUGAAAGCUCUCAAUGUGCUGUUUAACAAUCGACAAGACAUUCCAAAAAGUAGGACUGACUUUUCAAUGCAGCUUUGGGAUGAGCUGACAAUUGAUUGACAAUUGAUCGCUGAUUAAUGCGGUCUUGGAGUGAUUAAGGCAAAAUACUUCACCAACAGAGGUUUCUCCUCCAUCAGCGUUAUUUUGCACAAUAUGACACGGAAAGGUCAGAACAUUCUUCCACCCUUGGAGUUCAACCUGGCACUUGUAGAAAAUGAAGAGUGAAUGAGUUAGAAAACGGCUAAGGUGACAGAACAAUGCCAAAAACCGCAGACUUAAUUUGCGCCCACUCCCUUUGCGCUCGCAUGGAGUCCAUUUGCGCUUGUUCCUCCCUUUCAGCACUUUGGCGCAUGCAUUUAGUAUGCGAGCUGACCACUCCCUUCCUUUUGGAUUGGUCACUUAAAACACCUACCGUCUCCUGGUCUACCAUCUCCUGGUCAGAGACAAGCCGAUCGAACUGUCUCGGUCUGUCUCGGUCUUUCGACAUUAUAACCCAAUAUUAGUGUAUUUUGUCUUUCAAUAAUUCAUACACGUUUUAUACUACAACCUAUUAAAUGAUGACAUUACCAUUUACAAGGAUGUCUUGGACUUAGACAAACUUUAAUAAUCCACAAGGGAAAUUGUCCCACACAGUAGCUCAGUUACAAAGGAUGGAAAGGGUACGGUGGGAAAGGAUCGUGCACACAAGGGCACAAAAAGAGAGCAAAAACAAAAGGUGUAAAGUAGACUAAAAAUGUACCAUAGUAUCAAUAUAAAAUACAACAUAUAUGUAAUAUUUACAUAGUACCGGUAUAUAUCAGUAUAUAAUAUAUACUGAUGUAUUAUAUUAUUAAUUAGUGGAUCUUAGGAACGUGUCAAAAAUCUCAAUCUUUUAAUAACAACCUUUACCAAGUUGAUAUUAGAUAGUUAAUAAUGAUCGUUUUUUGGACUUGGCACCAUGUUUUUUCUGGACAUAUACUUUCCAGGUGGCAGCGGGGUUAGUGCAUUUGCCUCACAAUAUGAAGGUCCUGGGUUCGAUCCUGCGCUCGGGAUAUUUCUGUGUGGAGUUUGCAUGUUCUCCCCGUUGACUGAGUGGGUUCCCUCCGGGUACUCCGGCUUCCUCCCACCUCCAAAGACAUGCACCUGGGGAUAGGUUGAUUGGCAACACUAAAUUGGUCCUAAUGUGUGAAUGUGAGUGUGAAUGUUGUCUGUCUAUCUGUGUUGGCCCUGUGAUGAGAUGGCAACUUGUCCAGGGUGUACCCCGCCUUCCGCUCGAAUGCAGCUGAGAUAGGCUCCAGCGAACCCCCGCGACCCCGAAAGGGACAAGUGGUAGAAAAUGGAUGAAUGGAUGCAUUCGUGGAUGCUAGAGUGCCAGAGUCGGCAAUGUGAUCAAAUGUGUGUUUUUUUUUUUUUAAUUGUUUUCUUUUUAAGCACUUUACUUAAUAAUGAAUGUUAUAAUGUUAAUUUUGUCUGAAGACUUAUGUCCACAGUUCGAUGGUUGCAGUCCCUCGGAUUGGCUUUGACCAGGAGACAGUAGGCCUUUACUUAGUAACUUUUCAACCAUUACAAAAUGUUUCCAUAACUUUUGGAAUGAUACAUGAAUUUACAACUAGUUGAAUGAAGGGGGUCUGUAUCGCAUUUGCUGGCACUUGGUGACCUUGAGGAGGGUGGCAGGAACACUGCCAAAGCAAAAACUACAAAUGUACUGACUUGCUUUACGGCAUACGUCCCUUCUCCUUUUCCCAUUCAUUCAAAAGACAGAAGUCGAUGCGAACGCCUACUUGCAAUUACUGCUAUCGUGGCCAAAGCUCCUAAACAACCAAAGAAACAAAAAGUUUUGUCUCGGGAGACAAAAAGUAAAACAGAGUCUACCAGGAUUAAAGGACAGUCAGGAUGAACAUUGCCCUGGCUUUCACUUGAUGGCGUGAGUUUAAAGACGAAUGAUUUCAAACCGAUGCUGCCUUAGCUCUGUUCCUGCUGGACUACUAACUGACUUUAGAUGCUUGAAUCAAAAUUAUAAUGCUAAUGUUAGCUAUCUGAAAUUUGCGUGUUAGCAAUAAAUAGCCACAUUCUUGGUGGUAGUGUCAUGUUUGUAGCGCAAUCAAAGAUAAUUUCUUGAUAGUGUCUGCUAUUUUACAUCAGCAUAGCCCAGUGGUUCUUAACCUGGGUUCGAUGGAACCCUAGGGGUUCGGUGAGUAGGCCUCAGGGGUUCGGCGGAGGUCAAGACACACCCGACUCAUCGUGUAAAUAAAAACUUCUCCCUAUCGGCGUAUUACGGAUACGGCAACAGCAGAAGUCACACUGAUUUGCAGGUGUGUAAUUUGUUGUGAGUUUAUGCACUGUGUUGGUUUUGUUCUUGGAACAAGGUGAUGUUGAUGCACGGUUCAUUUUGUGCACAGGUAAAAAAACAUGGUAACACUUUAGUAUGGGGAACAUAUUCACCAUUAAUUAGUUGCUUAUUAACAUGCAAAUUAGUAACAUAUUGGCUCUUAAUUAGUCAUUAUUAAGUACUUAUUAAUGCAGGUCUUAUUAUAACCCUAACCCUGGCCCUAACCCUCUAACCCUAACCAAAUAACUCUAAAUUAAGUCUUUGUUACUUAGAAUAUGUUCCCCAUACUAAAGUGUAACCAAAAACAUAUAACUUUGUCUUGAAUUUGAAAAACAACAUUUUAUUUUUCACUAAAGAAGGGUUCGGUGAAUGCGCAUAUGAAACUGGUGGGGUUCGUUACCUCCAACAAGGUUAAGAACCACUGGCAUAGCCAUUAGAGACCUAAUAUUUGUGACAAUAUUACAGUUUGACGCUAUAUGCGCCAGUCCUCACGCGAAAUGUGGUCUUCUUCUGGCAGAACACUACUGAUUUUUGUCCAAUCAGAAAGGAGGAAAGUUGCACAGACCGUGUAUUAAAUGAGUGGUCCCCAACCACCAGUCCGGGGACCGGUACCGGUCCGUGACAUAUUUGCUACCGGGACGCAAAGAAACAAUAAUUAAUUUAUAAACUGCCACAUUUUCUCCGACUUAACUUUUCACCUGUCCCACUAAACCAAUAAGCGUGUUAAUAGAUGUGUAUUACAACUCCUUUGUUAUAGUACAUGGGACAAUGCACAUAUCAAAUGUUAAAGUGCCAGAUUGUAGCCAAAGGCUAAUGUCCGUGAAAAUAACGCAUACAUUAAACCGGUCCCUGGUGGAAAAAAGGUUGGGGAACCCUGCAUUAAAGAAACGACUCCAAGUGCCAAAAGGGAGGAACGUGUAGAGGAACAAAGAAAGAAAGUGUGAAUGCAAAUAAACUUUGCGCGAGUGCAAAGAGACUGUGUGGGAGUGCAAAGAGACCGCGCGCACACAGAUUGUUUUUCAUGUUUUGGCACUGUUUUGACGUCAGACUGACACAAUUGAUCAUAUCUGCAUUUCUUCAACUAUCAUUUCUUGUCAAUAUGCUCACAUUUCCGUACAAGAACCAGUAGGCUGUACGCACCUUUUUUAGUUUCAUAUAGCGUGUACUGUGUGUCUCUACAGGACUGUCCACAUCUUUUCCAAGGUUUGAUACAUUUUGUGCAUUAAAGACGCUAAAAAAACCAAUGUUUUGUUCCAAAAUAAUAACCGCCUU